Toxoplasma gondii ME49 is the source of this 2192-nucleotide messenger RNA. RefSeq lists its product as hypothetical. NCBI's taxonomy places the organism in Eukaryota, Apicomplexa, Conoidasida, Eucoccidiorida, Sarcocystidae. The coding region runs from base 563 to 1408 and encodes 281 amino acids. The record is from RefSeq and is a predicted model, not a curated record. The transcript is spliced from 4 exons.
CCUCGAUGCUUGAAAAGAAAAUGCGAACGCAAAUCUCUGCGCGUUUUCCCCGUCGCAAGUAGAAUCUGUGUCCCGUAGGUGGAACGCCCAAGCUAACUCCUGCGCGUCGGCACCUGCCGACUUCUCAACCACGCCAAGUAACCGUUUCGGCGCUUGGUGUACUUCGCUCUUUUGUUCCAGUUUUUCUCUUCUUAGUUUACUCGACAAGCUUCAAACAGGCACGUGGACAUAUGACCCUCCCCUGCCAAUGUAUAUAUAUAGGUAUAUUUGUAUACAUCCGUAUACAUGUAUGCUUAUGCGUGUGUAUGUGUACGUCUAUUCGUAUGUGAACGAAUGUUUGUCAGUUACCCACUUUUGAGCAUAUGGAAAGUAGGGAGAAGUGAAAUGGAGGGCAGACGGAUUUCAUGACUCGCAUUCUUCCCCCGAUGCCGCGAACGACUACGCCCUGUGCAUGCAUGUGGAUUCGUGUCUGCGCCCGCUGAAACUCACUCCAGAUGCGCACAUAUGUAUACGGAGGUAAAUAGAUGUUUUACACAUUGAUGAAGUAGACGUGCAUCUGCGAAUGCCACUCAAAAGGGUGAAAGCGACAGCAAUGGGCGGAAGGCUGUUUCGGAAUUCGAGCUUCGGUGGUUACCUGGCGAUGUCAAGGGUCCUUUUUUGCGUCUUCUGCGUAACGCUUCUUUCCACUGAGGCAUGGCAUCUUCCUGAGGGAGGCAGCACGCGUGGGCCCCCAGCAGAAGCGACGGUCGACGAGCUGCAUGCAGCCCUCGAGAAAUGGGAAGGAGACGUUGCCUUUUUCUUCUACACUUCCUGGGACACAAGCAGCAGGCACCUUCUCGGGUUGUGGGACCAAGCACUUCGGUUUUUCUCCGCCUCUGGACCGAAUCCGGAGAAGACCAGCUCGUCACGUCUUCUGAACAUUUGGCGCCAGUUUGUUCCUCCUCUGGGGUCGCUGCAGCUGCGUCGCUUCGACUGUGAAAAGAGCGAAGCAGCGCGCAAGUUGUGUCGAUCUCUGGGUCUGCCUUUUCUGCCAGCCGUUCUUUUUUUCUCGUACGCGCCCCUGCGCGAAGAGUCUGGCAAACGAGGCACAUGGUCGUUCUUCGACGCAGACGCGGACAAGUCUCUCCCUCCGAGGUCUGCUCGGUUCAAAGGCGACUUGUUCAUGUACGACGCUUUGCUGGACUGGCUACAGAUGAUGCGCAGAAUCUCUUACGUCCAGCAGUUGCUCGAGAGGAAAGGACCGGAGACUGGAGAGAAAGUGUGUGCGGUUGGGUCGCAGUCUGCGACGGAGAAGGAGCUAGCUGACUGUCGAAAACGGCUAACAGAGUUAGAAGCUGAAAACGAAGCUCUUCGCCAAGAGACCCGCCUUUUCCAUCGACGUGAACGCGACACUGAGAAACCCCAGUGAUCCAAGUUGAAAAUGCACAAAAUGAGUGGAAGACACCGAAAAUGGAGAAACAGCAAAAUCGGAACCGUUUCCCAAAUCGGAUUUUUAUGUUCUCGGGUAAAACGCAGAAGAAAAACAACUCGCUCCCCGGGUACAAACCGUUGGGAUUAUGCGUAUUGUUUCUAGUGGCGAAAGUAAACGCCCCGCUUCUUGCACACAUGCCUCUUCAGGCGAUUUGCGCAUCUACAUCGUGUUUCUCUGUCGACAGUCAUAGUUUUCACAGCUUCGCGAGUCCAGAAGGCUUAGGCAGGAAUGAGAAUUCCUGCAAGCAGAUCGCGGAAUUUUUUAAAAAGCUGCCUACCACCGUUCGCGCUGAGAGCCAACGUUUUACUCUCUAGGCAGCGCAGGAUAUUCCCCACAGAUUCAUUAAGAAUUACCAUCGACACAGGUUCUAGUUUUCUUAUACCAACUAUUCUUUGUCUUCGGCGUUGGAUCUGCGUUUUUGUAAGUCUAAGUACAGCAGGGAAGGUCGCGUUUAACAAAAGUAAACGAGCACCCUCUUGGAUGCACACAGCAAGACAUAAUCAAUCCUCGAAGGCUUCGUACCUAGUUGACUGUUGCAGGAGCUGUGGACAAGUGUGUAGAAACUGUCCUUCCAUGCGGUUUCAAAGAAACCGAGACGUUUAAAAUAAACUAGAGGAGCACUGUGGUGGCAGAGUGUGUCGGAUGAUCGAGAAUGUGAACGUCUCUCGUUACUACGUCUAAUGCAGCCACUUAGGCCUGUAUUCUGUUGUUUUUUCUGGGG